Messenger RNA from Sipha flava (yellow sugarcane aphid), 1398 nucleotides. RefSeq lists its product as uncharacterized. Lineage: Eukaryota; Metazoa; Arthropoda; Insecta; Hemiptera; Aphididae. The coding region runs from base 1 to 1398 and encodes 465 amino acids. The record is from RefSeq and is a predicted model, not a curated record. The transcript is spliced from 4 exons.
AUGGUCUCUGAAACUAAGAGCGCAGUUCACGAACUUUUUAAAAAGGCCAUUAACGCUAAGAGUUGUCCAUGCAACAACUAUAUUUUGAACAACUCAUUAGCCAAAUUUUCAAAAGUUACAUCUUGUCGUAAUGCUUCAGCAACUAUGAGGAAAGAGCUUCAAGGGAUAAAUGUACAAGGAAUAUGCGAAACUCGUUGGGUUGAAAAGCACGAUGGACACUUACAAUUUCAGGGCGAUAACUUGGUCAAAAUGUGUAAUGCCCUACACAGAAUUACAACUUGGGAUGAUAGCAAAACCGCGAGUGACGCUCAAUAUCUCUUACAUGCUCUAUGUAGUUCUGAAUUCAUUAUUGCUUCUUUAUGCUUGAAUGAUGUCUUAGAUUUAAAAAAAGCUUUCGACAAUGUCAAUUGGAAAAUACUGUUUAACGUAAUGAACAAUGUUGGAAUAGACAUUAAAGAUAGAAAUAUUCUACACGCAAUAUAUAAAAAUCAAGAAGCGGAAAUUAAAAUCAAUUCCACAACAAAGACAGCUAAUUUACAGAAAGGAGUAAGACAAGGGUGUCCACUGUCACCAUCUUUAUUUAAUGUCUACGUUGAACUAGCGAUAAGAGAUAUAAAACAAAAGCUAGAAGAACAAAUGAUAGGAGUAGUAAUAGUAGGUAUAUUAAUACCAAUGAUAUGCUUUGCAGAUGAUAUAGUUUUGCUCGCCACAUCUGAAAACGAUCUACAAACAGCAAUUAUUGAAAUGGAUAACAUAUUUCUAGAAUUCAAAUUAAAUAAAAAUUCGGAAAAAACCAAAGUAAUGAUAUGUAGUAAACAAAAUGAGCCAAACAUUAACAUAUCCCUAAAAGGAAAAAUAAUGGAACAAAUAAAUCAAUUUAAAUAUUUGGGAAGUAUAAUAGAUAAUGAAGGAAGGUCAAAAAAGGAAAUAAAAAGUAGAAUAGGGCAAGCAAAAAAGGCAUUUCUACUUAAGAGUAAAUUACUAACAUCAAAUAAUGUAGAUCAAAGAACGAGAAAACAUUUAAUUAAAACAUACGUAUGGAGUACAGCAUUAUAUGAUUGUGGAACAUGGACGUUGAACAAAAAAGAGGAAACCACUCUAGAAGCUUUUGAAAUGUGGUGUUGGCGUAAAAUGAAGAAAAUAAAAUGGACGGAAUUGAAGACAAACGAAGAAGUAUUAGAUUUAGUCAAAAAGAAAAGAACAUUGCUAAAUAAUUUAAGGUCAAGACGAUGGCAUAUAAUAGGUCAUACGUUAAGACAUAAUGAAGAGCUCCUAGCCUCAUACUGGAAGGUACAACUGUAUCACAGCCGUUUUUUUCAGACUUCGGCUAUUGAUUUAAAAAGGGCAACCGAUGCAAUGAAAGACACUAUUUUUGUUCUGAAGCAAAAGAGAACAUAG